Messenger RNA from Ostrinia furnacalis (Asian corn borer), 1897 nucleotides. RefSeq lists its product as uncharacterized. The record is from RefSeq and is a predicted model, not a curated record. The coding region runs from base 84 to 686 and encodes 200 amino acids. NCBI's taxonomy places the organism in Eukaryota, Metazoa, Arthropoda, Insecta, Lepidoptera, Crambidae. The transcript has 5 exons.
UGAUAUAUCAUUUGUAGUGACGGCGUUAUAGACUGUGUACAGUUUAUUUAUUAAUUUCUAAUGAACUAGUAUAAAUUUUGAAAAUGUAUAGUGUAAAAUUCCUAUUGUGUGCUCAGAUAUUAGUUUUAGGCCUCAGCUUUAAUGAAAACGCGGACGCUUUGCAAUGUUACGUUUGCAGAGGAUGUCACACAGUCACGGCUAAUGAUAUUGCCACAUGUCCUCCGCGAUUGGCAACGACCACUACAACUUCAGGCGAUAUCACAGAUCCUACAGUCACUGAUCCUACAGUCACAGAUCCUGCAGUCACAGCGAAUGAUGACUCGGAGUUGGUGUAUAACGUCCAAAUGGUGAACAACCGACCCUUGAGAUACAACCCAUAUUUUGAUUUCGUGCCCAUGAGGGCUCUUAAGGAGAGUGAUGAUGACGACGACGUUGAGGCUGAAGCCAGGUGUCUAGUGGUGACAUUCCUUGAAGAAAACGGCGAGACGAACGUCAUCCGUGGUUGCACUUAUGAAUCGGAUGACAUAGAAGCGAAGUGUCGCGAAGCAAUGGGUGACAGUUACGAUGGUGACAUGCGAAGCUGUAGGGUGUGCGACGGAGACCUGUGCAACUCUUCCAACAUCCACACCAUCGCUGUAACCCUCCUUUUAUCUUCUAUAUUGCUGACUCUAAAAAUGAAUCACUGAUUGAAAUGUUUUGUAACAAGCAAAAUACUUGAAACCUUUCAGAAUGGUUACAUAUUUAUUUACUACUUGUAACAAUUACAAUGAUGAUAACAAUAUUGUUCACUGUAGAAGGAAUUGGUGCGGGUGGAUGGUUGUUUAAACAUCUAGUUAUUCAAUUUGACCUGUCUAGUCAAUCUAUACUUCUAUACUAAUAUAUUAUUAUAAAUGCGAAAGUAACUCUGUCUGUCUGUCUCUCUUUCACGCCUAAACCACUGAACCGAAUUUGGCGUAGAGAUAGUUUGAGUCCCGGGAAAGGACAUAGGAUAGUUUUUAUCCCGGUUUUUGAAACAAGAACGCGCGUGUUAAAGUUUUUCUAUGACAGACAAAAUUCUACGCGGGUGAAGCCGCGAUUACUCACUUUAAACAAAGAGUUUUAAUUGUGCUAUUUUAAAUAGAUAGCAUCCAGAGAUUAAAUGUUGUUAUAAUAUUGUGAAAAUAUUUAUAAAUAACUAGUAUGAAUUUCAAAACUGAGUCUAUCCAAAAGGAAUAUGAAAGAAAGGAACUGGCUAAAUGACAUGACUAGCUUGAACAACAAGUGAAUAUUGUAAAAAAUAAAGACACCAAAAUAAUUAGUUAUCAAUUACAGUAUUGGAACUAAUAAUAGUUGUGCAUGUGAAAAUGUUGAUCAUGAUUGAUUUUCGUCAUUUGGUUUAUCCGUAUGAUAUCCGUCCCAGUAUUAUUGUAUGCAAGUGUUUUUUUCAUGGUAGAUAACUUAUUCCUAUGUAAAUAAGUAUUUGAUAUUUUUAACACGCUCACUGCGUAACCAUUUUUCGUAGACUUUCAGCCAGUGCGUAUGAGGUCUUUUCGAGUCAAUAUUGAACUUCUUUACAGUGCGUAUGAGACCUUUUCUGCCUCACAAAAUAUUGUUUCUAAAAAUACUUUAAAUAUAGCUCAGGAAAGACAAUAUUGGCUUGAAACUUUUCUAUUAUAAACUUAAAUAGAUGUUUAACCUUAAACUAGCUUCGCCCGCAGUUAUGACAUUUUGGUAUUGAAUAAAUUAAAAAAAUAUAUAUGACAUCUUUUCUGCCUCAUUUCGCACUGAAAGAAAGUCCAAUUUGUGUCUCGACUAGGGAUGGGAAUAAAACAAAAUUUCAGUUACCAUAAAAUUAUAAUAUUUGUUUUUAAUUAAAGUGUUUUUCAUUAAAACAGGGCAAACAGUAGGAUUUGUCACA